AUGGCGAACGCAGAAGCAGCCAUGGUGAGCAACAAGCAAAUCAUAUUCCCAGACUAUGUGAGUGGAUUCCCGAAAGAAUCCGAUUUUAACAUAACCACUAGUACCAUCGAUCUAAAGCUUCCGGAGGGAUCCACGUCAGUUCUUGUGAAGAAUCUUUACUUGUCUUGCGAUCCUUACAUGCGCAUUUGCAUGGGAAAGCCCGAUCCCUUGUCUUCUUCCCUCGUUCCACCGUACACGACCGGCGUGCCAAUCGUUGGGCUUGGAGUGUCUAAAGUGAUAGAUUCAGGGCAUCCAGAUUACAAAAAGGGAGACUUACUCUGGGGACUAGUUGGAUGGGAGGAAUACAGUGUUAUUACUUUAACUCUUCACUCACACUUCAAGAUCCACCACACCGAUGUUCCAUUAUCUUACUACACUGGACUUCUUGGUAUGCCUGGUAUGACCGCUUAUGCUGGAUUUUACGAAAUUUGUUCACCUAAGAAGGGAGAGACCGUCUUCGUGUCAGCUGCAUCUGGUGCAGUUGGUCAGCUCGUGGGACAAUUUGCAAAGUUGAUGGGUUGUUAUGUAGUUGGCAGUGCCGGAAGUAAAGAAAAGGUUGAUCUUCUCAAGACAAAGUUCGGGUUUGAUGAUGCUUUCAAUUACAAGGAAGAGAAGGAUAUUAGUGCUGCCCUAAGGAGGUGUUUUCCGGAAGGGAUCGACAUAUAUUUUGAGAACGUGGGAGGCAAAAUGUUAGAUGCAGUACUCAUAAACAUGAAGUUGCAUGGUCGUGUCGCAGUAUGUGGAAUGAUCUCACAGUAUAACUUAGAGAAUCCAGAAGGCGUACACAACCUACCCACCAUCCUUUACAAGAGGAUACAAAUUCAAGGGUUUGGGGUCUGUGAUUUCUACCACAAAUAUUCUAAGUUUUUGGAUUUUGUGCUUCCUUACAUCAGAGAAGGGAAGAUAACAUACGUUGAAGACAUAGCCGAAGGACUUGAGAGUGGGCCUCCUGCUCUGUUAGGACUCUUCGAAGGCAAGAACGUGGGUAAACAACUCUUUGUGGUUGCUCGUGAGUGA
This is a messenger RNA of Capsella rubella, 1056 nucleotides long. RefSeq names its product NADP-dependent alkenal double bond reductase P2. Gene Ontology annotation, biological process: response to oxidative stress. Lineage: Eukaryota; Viridiplantae; Streptophyta; Magnoliopsida; Brassicales; Brassicaceae. The coding region runs from base 1 to 1056 and encodes 351 amino acids. The record is from RefSeq and is a predicted model, not a curated record. The transcript has 5 exons. Gene Ontology annotation, molecular function: 2-alkenal reductase [NAD(P)H] activity.